This is a messenger RNA of Gilbertella persicaria, 1690 nucleotides long. Its product is annotated as glycoside hydrolase superfamily. Gene Ontology annotation, molecular function: beta-glucosidase activity. The record is from RefSeq and is a predicted model, not a curated record. Lineage: Eukaryota; Fungi; Mucoromycota; Mucoromycetes; Mucorales; Choanephoraceae. Bases 82 to 1677 code for a protein of 531 amino acids. Gene Ontology annotation, biological process: glucan catabolic process. Gene Ontology annotation, cellular component: extracellular region; cell surface. The transcript is spliced from 3 exons.
AUAUUUCAAUCCUAUUUUUCCGCCUCUCCACAUUUUUAUUUUGUUUUUCUUUUCUUUAUUCCGCCUUGAGUGUUUAAAGUCAUGCAAAAUAUAAAUUCAGAGGCGAAUUAUUACAGGAAUCGACCAGAAGCACCUUCCUGGAGUUCUGUUUCAUCACGUGAAACUAAUGUACAACAACAACCAGCCAAAGAUCCAGAUCAAGAGAAACCACUGACCGCCUGGCAAAGAUUUAAGCAAAACAAGACUCGUGUGGCUCUUCUUGUUACACUGGCCACAUUAGUGUUACUAGCCAUCAUCAUUGUACCUAUUGUUGUCUGUGGUAUUGUAACAAAGGAACAGAAUAAAGAAACACCUCGCAUGAUUACGCCUACUUCGUCUGAUUAUCGAGACCCUUUUGAUGAUUCUGCAAGGCCCAAUAAUUUCACACCACCACUCAACCAACAGUUUCGUUACACUCAGGACCCUGUACGAGGCAUCAAUUUAGGUGGCUGGCUGGUUCUAGAGCCCUUUAUUACGCCCAAGAUAUUUGAACAAAAGUUGAAUGAAACUACACUCAUUGAUGAAUGGGAGCUCUGUGAGGCACUAGGUCCUGAAGAAGCGAAGCGUCAGUUGACACACCACUAUGACACAUUUAUUACUGAAGCUGAUUUCAAAAAGAUUGCUGAAAUGGGUUUCAACCACGUCCGUAUUCCUACAGGUCAUUGGGCUAUUAAAGUAAUGGAAGGUGAACCUUUUGUUCCGUAUGUAUCAUGGCAGUACCUUCUUAAGGGUAUUCAAUGGGCACGUAAAUAUGGUCUUCGUGUAAUGGUGGAACUUCAUACAGCGCCUGGAUCACAAAAUGGCUGGAACCAUUCUGGCAAAUCAGGCCCUGUUGGUUUCCUAAACGGUACUCAUGGUGAAGAAAAUGCAGACAAAACAAUCAAAGUUGUGAAUGAAAUGAUUCAGUUUUUUACUAAGCCAGAAUGGUCGAAUGUUGUGCCUGUUUUUGGCGUAUUGAAUGAGCCUGCCAUGAUUAAAAUUCCAGAAAAAAAGGUUAGAAAAUGGUAUGAGACAAGUUAUGAAGCUAUCCGCAAGAUGCUUGGACCAGGAAAUGGCCCCUAUUUAACCUAUCAUGAUGGUUUUUAUCCUUUAAAGUAUUGGGAAGGCUUCUUUGGUCCUCAAAGAGAAAAGGCUAUUUUGGAAACUCACCUGUACCUGAUCUUCAACAAUGGUCUUGUCUCUAUGCCUAGAAGUCAACAAGUUGAGUUCCCAUGUACUGCAUGGAAAAACGAUCUUGAAAAUGCCUCCAAGAAUAUAUCUCCCACAUUAGUAGGUGAAUUCUCAGUGGCUACAAAUGAUUGCGCUAAAUAUUUGAAUGGUAUUGGCAUGGGUGCGCGUUAUGAUGGUACUCUGGGAGAUCCACCACAACCUGUAUGUCCAGAUUGUACAUGUCAAGGAGCAGAUGACUGGCAUAAAUUUACGGAUGAAUACAAGCUCUUCUUACUCAAGUUUAUGGAGAAACAGAUGGACGCUUACGAGACUAGUGCUGGUUGGUUCUAUUGGACUUACAAAACAGAAGAUCACAUCAAUCCUCAUUGGGACUACCUGCUUGCUUGGGAACAAGGAUUUGCUCCCAAAGAUGUGAAUGUUCGAGAGUAUUCAUGCAAGACAUCUAAAUCUUCUCCAGAAGAAGAAUAAUAAAACUUUUUAU